CAAGAAUUAAAUAAAAUGUCUUCUUGCUCAACUUUCUGUAAAAUCUCCCUUCCCAACUGAUCUCCUUCUUCACUGGUCCUCGUUUGCUGAAUUUACUCAAUGGCCAGCAAUGAUGCAAAAGUGAAAGGGUCUUUGCUAUCAGGAUUGGUGAAUCCUACAUCUCAAACAAACAUGACAGAUACUCGUAACAGAAGACGAUAUCAGCGUGGUAAACGCUCUGUUCCUGCUCGUUCUUCUUUCUCCAUGCAGACAACAAUUGGUAGUGCUCCUACUAGGCCGUGUAAAUCCAUCAUUGAGAAAAUAGACCCUGAUCUAAUGCAUGUAGCCAUAUUCUUGGCCGUAUAUAUAGUAGCAGGAACAUUGUGCUUCUAUAACCUGAGGCCCCAGAUGAAAGGAGAGAAAACAAAUGCAAUUAUUGACACUGUCUACUUCUGUAUUGUAACAAUGGCCACUGUCGGAUAUGGAGACCUUGUGCCUGACAGUGUCCUCACAAAACUACUGGCCUGCGUUUUUGCCUUCACAGGAGUGGCACUGGUUGGAUUAGUCCUGAGCAAAGCAGCAGACACUUUGGUCAAGAAGCAUGAAGAUUUGCUAGUAAAAGCUUUACAGAUGUAUCAGAGUUGCGGUCUAAUUGAAGAAGCUAACAAAGAGGUUAAGAUCAAUGGAGUGAGAUACAAGUGUUUGUUGGUCCUUAUGCUUCUAGUGGUGCUCAUAAUUACUGGGACAACAUUCCUAGCUACGGUUGAGAAGUUAGACCUUAUUGAUGCAUUUUAUUGUGUUUGUAUCACUAUCACAACCCUUGGAUACGGAGAUGAGAGCUUCAAAACCAAAGGAGGGCGCGUUUUUGCAGUGUUUUGGAUACUCACAAGUACCAUUACUUUGGCUCAGUUUUUUGCCUACGUUGCUGAGCUUAAAACUGAGAGCAGACAUAGGGAAUUGUUCGAGAGGGUUCUUGGUCGGAAGAUGACAGAUGAUGAUCUGGAAAAAGCGGAUGUUGAUGAUGAUAGUUCUUUGGAGACUGCUGAGUUCAUCCUAUAUAUGCUUCAAGAUAUGGGGAAGAUUACCAAAGAUGACAUCUCUCUUGUGAAGGAGGAGUUGGAACGGCUCGAUGUUGAUCAAUCAAGAACUUUGUCAGUGUCUGAUAUAAUGGUUCAAGCAGACAAAGUGGCUCUACCUAUGUGAAAGUGUCACAUCACUGAUGAUGAUCAACUCCUGAAAAACAAUGGGAAAUAAAUAGUGAACGUUACAAGUUAAGUUUCUAA
Molecule: messenger RNA, 1262 nt
Organism: Juglans regia (Persian walnut)
Lineage: Eukaryota; Viridiplantae; Streptophyta; Magnoliopsida; Fagales; Juglandaceae
Product: two-pore potassium channel 1-like
Exons: 3
Coding region: 100-1182 (360 amino acids)
Biological process (GO): stabilization of membrane potential; potassium ion transmembrane transport
Cellular component (GO): plant-type vacuole membrane
Molecular function (GO): potassium ion leak channel activity
Source: RefSeq, a predicted model, not a curated record